This is a messenger RNA of Carya illinoinensis, 3929 nucleotides long. RefSeq names its product translocase of chloroplast 120, chloroplastic. Gene Ontology annotation, cellular component: chloroplast outer membrane. Lineage: Eukaryota; Viridiplantae; Streptophyta; Magnoliopsida; Fagales; Juglandaceae. Gene Ontology annotation, molecular function: GTPase activity; GTP binding. The transcript has 2 exons. The record is from RefSeq and is a predicted model, not a curated record. Gene Ontology annotation, biological process: protein targeting to chloroplast. The coding region runs from base 238 to 3750 and encodes 1170 amino acids.
CGAUCAAAGUCCCCGCAACAGCCACUGAUCAAACUUCUUAUCUGAAGUUCCUCAAGGAGUCAGUAGAGAUAUCAUGUGAAAGAAGACCCUCCUCAUGCCACUGAAAGGCCAAGUAGUUCUAAGGACGCUGUCUAUUUUCUCACUCCCCGCAGUCUCUGCUUAGAGCAGUCUCUCUCUCUCUCUCUCUCUCUCUCUCUCUCUCGCAUCGUAAAAUAACAGGGUUUUUAAGCAACAAUUAUGGAUUUUGUGAUGGGAAAUGGGGUUAAUAGUUUUGAUGGUUCCCAAGUGGGAGAGGAGAAAAGUGUGGAAGUUGGGGUUUCUCAAGAGGGAAUAGCGGAGAGGGUAGUGGUGGGCUCUUCUGAAUUGAAAGAUUUGGAUGAUGAAGAGGUCUUUUGGGAGGCAAUGAACGAACCAAAGAUUUUUCCGGAGCAGCUAGAGGAAUCUGAUUCCAGGUCUUGUGGUUCUGGUGGUGGAAGCGGGCAUGUUGAGUUCAUUGGUGAAACGGGUUUGCAGGUGGUUGAUGAGAAUCCUAAUGCUAGAAGCGAGGCUGAGAGGUUUGAUGAGGCGAGUUGCGUUCCAAGUGUGGAGGCACUGAUGAUUAUUGAAGAUAAGGUGGAUUUGGUUGGUGGGAAGAUUGUUGAUGAGUCUGUGGUUUUUAAGGUAGGGACUGAAAAAGAGGUGGUGACUGACAGAUACAAUGGGUCAAGGGAGGUUUCUGAUAGUGGAGAAAAUGGUGCAGAUGGUUCGUCUGAGGUUGGUUCUGGUGGUGAAGUGGAUAUAAGAUCUGAUCUAGGGAUCGAAAAGUCUGGAAAUAGGGAUUUUAAUACUUUGACUUCAGAACAAAUUUCUGUAGAUGAGAAAUCAGAAAAUGGAGGGGAUAAGGUGGGGGGAUUUUUCAUUAAAUCUUUUCAAGAAACAGAAUUGAGUAGGGAGAUUCUGAAUGAAGAUGGCAAUGGUGUGCAACUGACGGAUGAUAACUUGGGUACUGAAUGUCAGGACAUUGAGAGCAGGGAACUGAAGGAUGCUACUGCUGGCAUUGCUCUAAACCGCGAGGAUGGUUCCAGUGGUAUCAGUUAUUGCGGUGGGAAUGUAAAACAGUGUCAAGCUGGAGUUGACUCUGAGUAUCAUGUGGAAACUUGUGUGCUGAAUGAUGAUUCAGAUGAUCAGCACACGCUAAUGGAGGAAAGUUCAGUGGCGUCUGUGAUUGGAGGCUCACUGUCUGCCGAAAGGUCUAAGACUGAAAGUGCUGGAAAUUUUCUGGGUAAUGAAAAUGAUUUGAGAGCAGAAGAAACUGAGGUUUCUCAACUUAUGCGUGCUGAUGAAGAUGAUCAUGAAGUUUCGAACAACCACGCUGAGGAGACUCCAACGAAGGAAGAUAAUACCAUGCAAGAGGAGCGAAGAGCUCACAGUAAUGGUGACCAGGAGAUACAGCCAGCAUCAGAGCCUACUUCAUCUGAAAAAUCUACAAAUCCUGCUCCUCCUGCACGUCCUGCUGGCCUUGGACGUGCAGCCCCGCUAUUGGAACCUGCAGCCCGGGUUGUUCAGCAGCCUCGUGUGAAUAGUUCCGUAUCUUCUAUGCAAAGCCAACAAGUUGAGGAUUCCACGAAUGGGGAGACUGAGGAGUAUGAUGAGACUCGUGAAAAACUCCAGAUGAUAAGGGUGAAAUUUUUACGGCUUGCUCAUAGGCUUGGACAGACACCCCAUAAUGUUGUUGUGGCGCAGGUUUUGUACAGAUUGGGACUAGCUGAGCAGUUGCGAGGGAGAAAUGGGGGCCGUGUUGGUGCCUUCAGCUUUGACCGUGCUAGUGCAAUGGCAGAGCAGCUUGAGGCAGCAGGUCAGGAACCACUUGACUUCUCAUGUACAAUUAUGGUUCUUGGGAAGACUGGAGUUGGCAAAAGUGCAACCAUCAAUUCAAUAUUUGAUGAAGUUAAGUUCGGCACUGAUGCCUUCUUCCUGGGUACAAAGAAGGUGCAGGAUGUUGUGGGAACAGUGCAAGGGAUAAAGGUACGGAUCAUUGACACCCCAGGGCUGCUCCCUUCCUCGUCAGACCAGACUCAGAAUGAGAAGAUGCUCCGCUCUGUUAAGCAAUUUAUUAAGAAAACUCCUCCUGAUAUAGUACUGUAUCUCGAUCGGUUGGACAUGCAGAGCAGGGAUUUUAGCGAUAUGCCACUCUUGCACACCAUCACUGAAAUAUUUGGACCAUCAAUAUGGUUCAAUGCAAUUGUGGUUUUGACUCAUGCAGCGUCUGCUCCACCCGAUGGCCCAAAUGGUACUGCUUCUAGUUAUGACAUGUUCGUGACACAACGUUCUCAUGUUGUCCAGCAAGCCAUUCGUCAGGCAGCAGGAGAUAUGCGGCUUAUGAAUCCUGUUUCUUUAGUGGAGAACCAUUCUGCAUGCAGAACAAAUCGGGCUGGGCAGAGAGUGCUGCCAAAUGGUCAGGUUUGGAAACCUCAUUUAUUGCUCCUCUCUUUUGCAUCAAAGAUUCUGGCAGAAGCAAACACACUUUUGAAGUUGCAAGAUAGUCCCACUGGAAAGCCUUUUCCAAAUCGAACAAGAGCACCUCCUUUACCUUUCCUUCUCUCAUCCCUUCUUCAAUCAAGGCCACAGUUGAAGCUACCUGAGGAGCAGUUUGGUGAUGGGGAUGAUUUUGAUGAUGAUCUGGAUGAGUCUUCAGAUUCUGAUGAAGAAUCAGAAUUUGAUGAGUUGCCACCAUUUAAACGCCUUACUAAAGCCCAAGAGGCAAGGCUGUCUAAAUCUCAGAAGAAGGAAUAUUUUGAUGAGUUGGAGUAUAGGGAAAAGCUUUUUAUGAAGAAACAGUUGAAGGAAGAGAAAAAGAGACGGAAAAUGAUGAAGAAGAUGGCUUCUUCAACAAAGGGUCUGCCAAGUGAUUUGAGUAAGGAUGAAGAAGAAAGUGGUGGUGCAGCAGCUGUGCCAAUUCCCUUGCCAGAUUAUGCGUUACCUUCUUCGUUUGAUUCUGAUAAUCCUACUCAUCGGUAUCGCCAUCUCGAUUCAUCCCACCAAUGGCUUGUAAGGCCUGUUCUAGACACCCAUGGUUGGGAUCAUGAUGUUGGUUAUGAAGGCAUAAAUGUAGAAAGAUUGUUUGUGGUUAAAGACAAAAUACCCUUAUCUUUUUCUGGUCAGGUUACAAAGGAUAAGAAGGAGGCUAAUGUCCAACUGGAAGCAGCCAGUUCAAUAAAGCAUGGGGAAGGGAAAGCAACUUCGUUAGGUUUUGAUAUGCAAACUGUUGGAAAGGAUUUAGCUUAUACUCUACGCAGCGAGACAAGGUUUUGUAAUUUUAGGAAGAACAAGGCAACUGCUGGCCUCUCGGUUACUCUAUUGGGUGAUGCCUUGUCGGCUGGAUGGAAAGUUGAAGACAAAUUGAUUGCUAAUAAACAAUUCCAGUUGGUCAUGACUGGCGGAGCAAUGACAGCUCGUGGUGAUGUUGCGUAUGGUGGUAGUUUGGAGGCUCAGUUGAGAGAUAAGGAUUAUCCACUUGGUCGUUCUCUAUCAACUCUUGGGCUUUCCGUCAUGGAUUGGCAUGGUGAUCUUGCUAUCGGUUGUAAUUUACAGUCCCAGAUCCCCAUAGGCAGAUCUUCAAACUUGAUUGCUCGUGUCAAUCUGAAUAACAGGGGGGCAGGACAAGCCAGCAUUCGCUUAAAUAGUUCGGAACAGAUUCAACUAGCUUUGGUCGGCCUCAUUCCUCUUCUCAGAAAGCUUCAUGGUCACCUUCAACAAUUGUCUAGUCAAUGAUGAAAUUAGGUUAUACUGCAGCAGCUUCAUCGUUGUAGGAGAUAACUCUUAGAUGGCCAUCUGUUAAUGGUCCUCAUCUGAAGUGAGUGAUACUUAGCUGCUUAUUUUAUCUUUUUCUAAACCCAAAAAAAUGCUUCCCCUGAUUAUAGUAAUUUUAGUUUCUCUGUUAGAUAUCUGCA